Molecule: messenger RNA, 1715 nt
Organism: Drosophila innubila
Lineage: Eukaryota; Metazoa; Arthropoda; Insecta; Diptera; Drosophilidae
Gene: wrapper
Product: neurotrimin
Exons: 6
Coding region: 118-1617 (499 amino acids)
Biological process (GO): synapse organization; homophilic cell-cell adhesion
Cellular component (GO): neuronal cell body; plasma membrane; axon
Molecular function (GO): protein binding; axon guidance receptor activity
Source: RefSeq, a predicted model, not a curated record
UGACACGCGUCCAACGGGGGAGACUUACUUGAAAUAGAUUCAUUCGAUUACGUACAUUAGAAACGUCGUUAAAUCGCAGUAUUUCUCUAAUUUAAUUUAAAUUCAAGUGCUUACAAUAUGUGUGCCACAAAGUGCUCAAUUGAUCUGUUGAUAUCGCUGCUCCUCUUGAUGUCCACUAUAUCCAACGCCGAACUCAAUUUUAACAAUGAUCUUGACAAUCAGAAAUUUAAAAGUAUCCCCACAACCAUAAAAACCUAUGAAAACGACACCGUCCUCCUGCCGUGUUAUUCGGACAUUCCAUUACAGUAUGUGCGCUGGCAUAGGGAUAAUGUGCCGUUGGUGGAUUCGCGACAUCCCGAGGUUCUGCCUCCGGAACGCAUUGUGCUCUGGUCGAAUGGCAGUUUGCAGGUGUCCAAUGUUAAGGCAGAGGAUACCGGCGACUACUACUGCGAGAUCAUGUCGAACAACAAUCAAGCCGUGCAAUUGCACGCGAUUGAAGUGCAGUAUGCGCCCAGUGUGGCCACAGAACCCAGCGGCAUCUUGGAGCUGGCCAUUGGGGCCACCUUUGAGGUGGUCUGCCUGGCCCAGGGUGUGCCCCAGCCGGCAAUCAGUUGGCGACUAAACGGCAACUCUUUGGACCAAUACAGCAAUGCGGCCAAUCGCCAGAGUCACAUCUUUGAGAUCAAGUCGCGGAACAUGGCAGGAUUGAUCGAGUGUCUGGCAGUCAACGGAGUGGGUCAACCAGCUGUCGCAGGCGUCUAUCUUCAUGUACUCUUUGCUCCUGAGCUAUCAUUGCCGCAAUCUGUGGUAUACACCAAAGUCGGAGAUCGCGCUCAGUUAGAGUGCAUAGUGGAAUCGGCACCGCUGGCGACACUUCAGUGGUUCCAUCACGGCGUGCCCGUUCAAUUCGGCGCCCAGAUACACAGCCAGGAGAUGGAGAUGCGGGUCAGUCAAUCCCAGGACAGCUACGUCAGUCUCAUCAAGCACGUGCUGAUCGUGAGAAAGGUACGCGAUUCGGACAUGGGACAGUACGAGUGCCGAGCCAGUAACUCCAUUGGCUUCAAGAGCGCCACCGUCGAGCUAACUGGACGCCCAAUGCCCUGUGUCUUCAAAAUCAAUCCCGGCACUCAGAGCUCCACGUCCCAUGUGCUCGUUUGGCAAACCGAGAGCAUGCUGCCGAUUAUGGAGUUUAAACUCAAAUUCCGACAGAUUCCAUCAGGAAAUUUAACUAAGCCCGUCAGAACCAACUGGACGGAGCUGACAAUUCCAGCUCAAGUUACCAUUGGUCCAAUUUACAUCACAUCCUAUACUCUGCAUGGCUUGCAGCCUGCCAGUCUCUUUGAGGUCUCAGUGCUGGCCAGGAACAGCUUUGGCUGGAGCGACAACAGCAAGAUUGUGCGGUUUGCAACUGGCGGCGAAGUUGAACUGCCCAAUUAUUCGACGGAAUCGGAGUUGCAAUAUGAUGCAACGGAGGAGGUCUUUGAUAAUGAGAUAACCCCGAGAUCUCACGUAUUCACAGCGAGCAUGAUUCACAAUGGCGCAGUUAGCCGUGUUUACGGUGUCUUGACCUAUAUAACGAUAUUUUUACAAAUUUGUCUCGCAAUGCAUUACACAUAAAAUAUCUUAUACUAGUAAUUUGUACUGAUUUCAAUGUUCCCAAAAAUAAAUAUAUAGUAUGACAAAAUCGUAUUCUAGAGUAACUUUGUCAAUUAUAA